CUUCUACAACAAUUAUUAACACAACACGAAUAACUGUAUCGGAAUUAAUAAGUUUUUGUUUACAUUUCGUUUUCGUGAUUAAUUUUUCACAAUUUUCCGCCCAAUGGACGAAUCUGAAUUAUUGUUUAAUCUUUUUUAUUUAUUGCUAUGUAUGUGCAUUAUAUAUCCACCAGAAGAAUUUCAACGGUUAGGCCUAACAAUUGAACAAUUAUUCUCCCGUUUGCUUGGUGAAGAAUAUUUAAACUUUGUUCUUUAUCAUAAAAAAAGGACAUCAUUAAAUCUUUUUGUGCAUAGCUGCUUACCGGCAUUAUAUUUUUUAAUACAUCGUUUUAAGUUUUCGGUUUUCAUGGAGCCAGAAUUGGAAAAAGAAUCGGAGUUAGAUCCAGACUUUCCGAUGCCUCAAGAGGCCAAGGCAUUUAAAACAUUAACCUGGAAAGUUGCGCAAAGAUUCAGUUUGAUGGCAAUUUUAGUGGUGCCAGCGUUAAUUUUCAACUGGUAUCAACAGGAUUGGAAACGACAUCCUAUCUCACAGACUCUAUUAAAAUUUUCUAAUGUGCCGCAUAGCAGCAUAACGGAAAUUAUCUCGGACAUUGGCAACGAAUUCCGUCGACCCAAUAUUUAUAAGAAAAAGUUAAAUUUUAUAUCAACUGUAAUUACAACUGAAAAUUGGAUAAUCAAGACAUCGUUAUAUAAUGUAUAUUUCGCCCAUCAAAGUGACACAACCUUAAGUGUAGCAAAGACGGAGACUUAUAACGUAUCGGCAGAUAAUACGGACACACUCCAAAUGGUUAGCAUUGUAGUAAAACCGAAUCGUGUCGGUGUUCCUGAUUUUCAUAUACGCAUCAAUGCACUUGAAUUUCGUAACCUCGAAGAACGUAUAACCAGACCAAUUGUAAUACCAUCGAAUAUACAGUUUCAUCGCAAUGUUAUCGAUCGAUUUAUUGAUGUAUUUAAAGAACAAGUUACCCAUAAUCCAAUAUAUAAACCGGAUCGUAUCGCAGAGAAAUGUUUGGGUUGUAUGAACGAAGAGCCGAACAUUAAAAUUCAUAAACAAUGCGAAGAUAUUGAUCGGGAUGGACAGCCAUUAUUGAGUGAAAAUUGCUGUUCAAAUUGCUAUUGUCGACCUAUGUGGUGCGUGGAAUGCUUGGCGCGUUGGUUUGCCGCUCGACAAAACGAACACGAUCGUGAAGUGUGGUUAGAACAAAAAUGCACUUGUCCUAUGUGUAGAGCGAAAUUCUGUUUACUCGAUGUAAGCUAUAUAGAAAAAUCAAAUAAUACAACCGUUGGAGGUUUAAAUGAUCCUGAUGACAUGCGCAUAUGACUUUAGUCUACCUAAUCAAUGCAAUCAUAUGUCAACUUAUUUAAUUAAACAAAAUACGAUGAAAGCUGUGAGCAAAAAAAAGUUCAUUCAUUUUUUUUUUUUGUUUUUUUUUUUUUUUUUAAUAGCUCUUUAAAAGAUUUUUAUAAACUAAAAAAUACACAAGAAUACUUCCGUUUUACAUGAGGUCUUUUACUGUUAACUUGUUGAUUUAAUAACAAACAAACAUCUGUACUCAUAUUCAUUAUUGCAUUAAAGAAAAACGAAUAUAAUUCUAAAAGUACACAAUCUUUACAUUUUACAUUUUAAGGCAAAAUUUUUUCUUAUA
Molecule: messenger RNA, 1646 nt
Organism: Glossina fuscipes
Lineage: Eukaryota; Metazoa; Arthropoda; Insecta; Diptera; Glossinidae
Product: E3 ubiquitin-protein ligase TM129
Exons: 3
Coding region: 104-1321 (405 amino acids)
Biological process (GO): protein ubiquitination
Cellular component (GO): endoplasmic reticulum; membrane
Molecular function (GO): ubiquitin protein ligase activity
Source: RefSeq, a predicted model, not a curated record